Messenger RNA from Ruditapes philippinarum (Manila clam), 2170 nucleotides. RefSeq names its product beta-alanyl-dopamine/carcinine hydrolase-like. The coding region runs from base 395 to 1510 and encodes 371 amino acids. The record is from RefSeq and is a predicted model, not a curated record. Lineage: Eukaryota; Metazoa; Mollusca; Bivalvia; Venerida; Veneridae. The transcript is spliced from 9 exons.
GUUCCGAAAGUGAAGAGUUUACAAUUUCAAUUGUUGCUCUUGUUAACUGUGUUAUUUUAAAUGACACGAAACCUAACGUACUUUGCCGAAGUUAUAGACGAAUAUGAUUGGUAUAUGACUGAUUUUACAGCAAUAUAUAAAUGCUGGACUAACACUUUGGGAGAUAUGUUCAUCUGAAGCUAUCCUAUUUUAUAUGAUGUUAUAUAUUUAUUAUAUUAUGUACUUAGUAUGCAGGAACAUAUGUGACGCUGUUGGGAAUAUUGUGUGCAUUUAAAAUAUGAUACUUAAACAUCCGAGGUGAAGAACGCGUUCAAUAAAUCGACACUGAGUGCUCUUGGAUUAUACACUUUAAGUUGGCCGUGGACUUGUUUUCUACGAACAUUUAUUAUUUAACAUGGCAGAUCAUAUCACAAUUGUUGGGAGUUACUACGAAGUUGGUACAAAACUGGGGAAGAAAACAGAAUCAUCCGUAAAGAAAAUUCUCAACGACUUCAAAAGUUCUGAACUAUUUAAGAAAAUAGAUGAAUACACAAAUACACCAGAGGGCGCACAGGUGCUGAAGUUAUUCAAGGAAACUGUAUUGACGUACUGUAGAGAUUAUCUAGAGGAAUUGAAGGGAGUGGCGAAUGGUGCUGGAGUUGACUAUAACGAUCUUUUUCUACUAAAUUGUGAGUGCGAAUUUGCGGCUAUAUUUGGAGACAUUCCUGAUGGCAGUCAUGGUGUACAGUAUGCUUCCUUUUAUGAUGGAUGUACAAACAUUUCUAUAACAACAGAUGAAAACAAGGUAUAUUUGGCUCAUACAGAAGACAUUGUUCCCAUAGCUAAAGAUCUUGGAAUAAUGUUGACAGUUGAAAUAAAAGGAGAAAAUGGAAGUAUUCUAGAAAACUGGACAGAUUACUAUAUACCUGGAGUUAUAAGUGGAGGCAAGUUUCAUUUCAAUAGAUACGGUGUUAUGGUGGGCGCUAACAACAUUUAUCAGAAGGGACUCAACAAGAAUGGGAUCCCUAGAAGGUUCAUGUGUCGAUCAUUAAUGGAUAUUCAAGAUCCCUCACAAGCUGUACAAAUAUUACAACGGAAACCAGGUAUCUCAACGGCGUAUUGCUUCCAUUAUGUUCAACAAACCGGAAAUGACGUAGUCAAUACUGUAAUCGAGGUCGCGGGGACUUCGAAUGGUACUAUGGUUGCCGUAUAUAAACCACCCGAGUAUUAUCAUCAUUGCAACAUGUUUCAACAUCUAAAACUUGAAUGUCACCCGGAGGAGAGCUCAAUUCAUCGUGCGGCGAUUAUUUCACAAUAUGUGAAUAGAGGGCAAACACGCUCAAAGCGGGAUUUGCUUGAUGCCGUAUCAAAUCGUCAGGACAAGAAAUUUCCGGUAUAUCGAAACGGAAAACAUCCCGACUAUCUUGCUACUGGAGCAACAGGAAUUUUCGAUGUAUCAGCAAAGACGAUGGAAGUGUACACGAAUUUUUCUGAAAAGUCGCAGCCAAAACAUCUGUUUAAUGUACCAUAAAUAAAGGAUUUUGAUAUUAUCAUAAAUACCGUUUAUGCUUAAAGUUCAUUUCAGGAAAACGUUUUAUAUACAGUACUUAUUUUAUUCACAACGAUUUACAGCAUCAGCGUAUUUUAUUUACUUUAAGAAGGAACACGGCAUUAUAUGUGAUUAUGUGUCGUUUAAUAAACAUGUCGGGUACUGUCGUAAAUACAAUAUACACUGAUAUAUAGGAAAUGUAAUCAACAGUUUUAUAGGGACUUCACUGGGUAUUUUUUUACAUGACGGGACCGGAAUUUUUUUUCUUAUCAUUUAAUGAAAAUCUUUACUAACACUUGUGUGAUCUAUACUAUCACUUGUGUGCAAAAUUUCAUAUCAUUCGCUCUUUGUUUUUUCCAGAAUAAUCAUUUUUGUUGUGCAAAAUGACUUAAAAAUGUAAAGCGUUGUAACGCUUUUUACUUAAACAAGGACCAAGAAUCGCACUUAUUAUCAAUUUUCAAUUUAAUUUUCAGUAUAUUUUAUUAUUAUCGUUUUAAUAUAUUUUUUUCCGUUUUAAGUGCUCCAGUUGAUGUACGUAAGAUUUUCAAAUUUAAUGUAUUUUAUGUUUGUGUAUACCUUAAUGGUGCUUCUGAAACGACAAUACUGUACAUUGUAUCAUUUAAAAUUUUAGAAUUGUAAGCA